Callorhinchus milii (elephant shark) is the source of this 1594-nucleotide messenger RNA. Its product is annotated as malate dehydrogenase, cytoplasmic. Gene Ontology annotation, molecular function: L-malate dehydrogenase (NAD+) activity. NCBI's taxonomy places the organism in Eukaryota, Metazoa, Chordata, Chondrichthyes, Chimaeriformes, Callorhinchidae. Gene Ontology annotation, biological process: tricarboxylic acid cycle; malate metabolic process; oxaloacetate metabolic process. The record is from RefSeq and is a predicted model, not a curated record. Gene Ontology annotation, cellular component: mitochondrion; cytosol.
AUCCUGAAGGUGCUCGUGACGGGGGCAGCUGGGAACAUUGCCUACUCUCUCUUCCACUACAUCGCUAACGGAGAUGCAUUCGGCAAGAACCAGCGGAUCUGCCUGGUUCUGCUGGAUGUCACGCCAGCGAUGGAGCUGCUCAGAGCAGUGGUGAUGGAGCUGCAGGACUGUGCCUUCGAUUUGCUUAGAGAAAUCGUUGCUACAGACAGAGAGAUCGCUUUCACGGAUCUGGACGUCGCCAUAUUAAUCGGCUCGAUCCCACAUCAUGCAGGCAUGUUGAAGAAGGACCUGCUGAAGUCUAAUGUGCGCAUAUUCAGAUCACAGGGACAAGCCUUAAACAAGUUCUCCAAAAAGACUGUGAAGGUCAUUGUGGUGGGUAACCCGGCCAAUACCAACUGCCUGGUGGCACUGAAAAAUGCUCCCACCAUUCCCCCGGAGAAUUUCAGCAGCCUGAACCGCUUGGGUCUAAACCGGGCCAAGUAUCAGAUCGCUGCGAGACUGAGCGUGGAGCCCAAGGACGUGCGGAACCUGAUCGUUUGGGGGAACCCCUCCCCCAAGUUGUACCCCGAUGUCAACCACGCCUAUUUCAUCCGCAAGUGCAAAAAGAUGUCCGUGACCGAUGGCGUAGGGGACAGUGACUGGCUGCAGGGAGAUUUCAUCAGAAUAAUACAAGAGCGCAACAAUACUAUUACCAAGGUCCGCAAGCUAUCGAGUGCCAUGUCAGCUGCCAAAGCAAUAAGUGACCACCUGAGGGAUUUGUGGGUCGGGACUCCGGAGGGCGAUUGGACUUCUAUGGGAGUCAUUUCGAAUGGAAAUUCCUACGGAGUUGCUGAGGAUCUGAUCUAUUCCUUCCCGGUUACUAUUCAGAACAAAACCUGGAAGCUGGUCCAAGAUCUGGCCAUCUCCGACUUCUCCAAGCAGAAGAUGAAGCUGUGCACCGAGGAGAUAGUGGACGAGAGAAACCAGGCCUUGACCUUCCUGUCUGAGAGCAAGCUGUGAUGCCUGCCUCCUUGUCAGAGCUGGGUAAUGGGGGCAGGAUCCAGCGAGUCAAUCCUACUACGCCUGAGGUGGAAAGAGCAGAACAGCCCGGAACGGGGGGAAGGAGGAGGCGAGAAGGGGACACAGUUUGCUUAAUGGGCCGUGCUCCGAGUUUCCGGUUUACAACGAAAGCUUAAAAGGUUUAAAGGGACCUGAUGGAGGAAGCCAAACUCGCUUACAACUAACCACAUCAGUCCCUCUUUCAACAUCCCCCUGUGGCUAAUGGUCCUGUUCCCCAUCUCUACCCCGCUCGCUUUCCUUUUGGAAAUCUUCUUGAAUGGACCUUUAGACUGUUACUUCCGUUGGUUAGUUUUCUUGGAGGUUUGAAAUCCUCGCCGUGUUCUUUUGCGACACUUUUGCCGUUCGCGUUCUUACCGUUUUUAAGGUCGCCCGUGUGGAUCCGAAGCCGAUGUUCGGAAGCUCAAGGUGGCUCAAGUGAGGGGAAGGUUGUCUGGCGGGAAGCAGACAGUGGAAGGAGCCCCAGGGGUUGAGGUGGAAGGGCUGCUUUGUGAACCGCUGCAACAUCCGCUGAAUAAAACCGACCGCUUAAAGCUGA